AUCCGAUGCCACACCUCAACAGAUCAUUUAGCCAUGUUUGGUCCAUGGACGAUCUCAAGUUGUACUCCAAAACGCCUGCACAAUUGAGAAUCUUAUUCAUUUGUGUUGCAGUAUGAAGUUUGGGCUGGAGAAAUUCAAGAUGGGCGGCAUGAAAAGGGGUGCGUGGAACCUACAUCAGGAUUAUGGGGUUGAAGCGUUGAUGUUGUCCUUUUACGGCCAGAAGAUCGCCGACGAAGGUAAACGAACGGUCCGCAUUUGCUACAGAAGGCUUGGACGUAUGCAGUAUUUUCAAGUUGACAAUCCAUUCUUCCUAUUAGCCCAACACGCCACCUCUGAAAAUCUUCAUAUAACGGCUGCUGGAUUCUUUCCCAUCGACAACAGCACAUUGGUUUUCAUCGCCAUGACGGUUUGCACUUAUUUCAUUACUGCUUUGCAAGUCCUGUAA
Messenger RNA from Cylas formicarius (sweet potato weevil), 445 nucleotides. RefSeq lists its product as uncharacterized. The transcript has 2 exons. Bases 113 to 445 code for a protein of 110 amino acids. Gene Ontology annotation, biological process: sensory perception of taste. Lineage: Eukaryota; Metazoa; Arthropoda; Insecta; Coleoptera; Brentidae. Gene Ontology annotation, cellular component: membrane. The record is from RefSeq and is a predicted model, not a curated record.